CCGUGUCAUUAUUAUAGAUUUACUGUCGAUUUGCCCCUCUCUCUUUAGUAGCUAUCUACCUAGGCAUGUAGGUAGGUACACGUAUGUACCUACCCGAUAAGCGAGCGCUCGGGUAACUACACCCAGAAUCGAGAUCUCUCUCGUAGACCACCCGUCUCAGAAAGGUGCCGUUCUCACCUCUCAUCGAGAAGAUGGGCCAGGCGCCCCUUGCUAUCAAGGGGACACUCUGUGAACUCUGUUGCCAAUUUGUCUGCGACCUCUUCGCCUUCGAUUUCGAACCCCAAACCGUCUACCCGGCGCGCUGGCAACCGAUCAGUCCAGAUUCCUGGACAGAGUACGCCUGGGGCGAUGGCUUCCGGCACCACGAAACCCUCGACAGCCUCUCGGAAAGCUCUAAUACGUGCGAGUUCUGCCAUGUCCUCUACGCCGACCUCGGGUCUCUGGACUCGGACCUGUGCCAGGGCUGGUUAGGCCUGUACCCUUUCUGGGUCAUGGGUAGGAUAGGAGAGAACAAGCACAAGGGACGCUUUCGUGCCGGUUUUCGUGGGGGGCUGUCUAGGAUGCCCGAGGGAGGUGGUCGCAUCGGGAGCAUCCCACUACAUAGCUUUAAAGUCUGCCGGCGUGGACCUCCAAGCGAAGGCGAGGAGAUCCCUUUCUUUGAUGCUUACAAAGCGUCGCCUGCGAUACCGUCAACGCUUUCCCCGCCGGAGAUCGCCCGAAAGGUGACGAGGUGGCAGCAGGAAUGCCUAACCGCUCACCCAGCGUGCGCCCAGAAUGCAUAUAGACAUGAGCUUCCCACAAGGGUGAUCGACUUGGGUGAGGAUAAGGCUGUCCCGAUCCGUCUAUAUGAAUCGCGUGGCGAGGAGGCGCCGUACGUUGCUCUUAGCCACUGUUGGGGCGGCGUGAUCCCCUCCGUUACGACCCUAGCAAACAAGAUGGCGAGGUUCGCUGCGAUGAACGAAGACGAUCUUCCGCGCAACUUCCGAGACGCCAUCGAGGUCGCUCGUGCCCUCGGGAUACGAUACCUGUGGAUAGAUGCCCUGUGCAUUAUCCAGGACUCGAAAGCAGAUUGGCUCAGGGAAGCUGGUAAGAUGGGAACCGUCUACGCUGGCGCGUCGGUAGUGAUAUCUGCGCUUGAUUCUACCGUUAGUACCGCCGGGUUCUUGAAGCCCAACCGAGUACCUCUGGCUAUCCUCAACGAUCAUUACGCCGUCCAGAAGGUGUUCCCGGACCUUUAUGAUUACCUCCUACAGUGUCCCCUUGUCCAGCGUGGCUGGUGCAUGCAGGAGAGACUGCUGGCACCGCACAUACUUCAUUUCGGGGGAGAACAGAUGUUUUGGGAAUGCUAUAGUGAUUUUAAGUGCGAAGACGGUAUGAAUUUCUCUGGUGAAUCAAGCGGGCACGUCAUGGCAAAAUUUAUGGCCAUCAGGAAGCACAUAGGUACUUCCGCUGCCCAGGCGAAUGAGCUGCAGUGGCAGGCCUGGUAUCAGUUGCUGGAAGAGUACACGACGAGGAAUUUCACAGUCUUUUCAGAUAAGCUACCCGCCCUGGCUGGAGCGGCCUCCCUUUUCAAGUCCACGAAGCCAGCUGCGACAUACGUUGCCGGCUUGUGGAAGGAAGACAUCGCGCGGGGGCUCCUUUGGGGGGCUCAUUACGAUCAUAUGCCCGGUCGGAAAGUCUGGGGCAUCAGUCCAACCGACACGAUCGUCGAACUCUCCAGGCCACCCGCGAAACGUGCGCCGAGUUGGAGUUGGGCGGCUCUCGACGGCCAGAUCGACUUUUGGGCGCUUCGAAUCAACGGGUUUAUUGCCGAGGUGCUAGAAGUCGAAAUGGGUAUAGGUGAUAACGUGCUCACAGAAGCCUUCCCGGAAGGGACCUUGAGGCUAAGGGGGGCCGUUGCACAAAUGACUUACCUCAAACCUUCUGUAGGACCUCGCUCCGAUGUUGGAAUGUUGACGUUCGGACAAGACGACACUUGCGACGACGAGACGGCCAUACUAGGGGGGUGCGUGAUGGAUCUAGAUCGCCAGUCGUCACGGAUAUGCUGGGUCAUGAUCAUGGCUAGAUCAAAUGAUAGUUGGUAUUUGCUCGUCCUCGAUAAGCGCGACGACGGAUCGUACCGGAGGGUCGGGAUGGCUACAUCCUAUAGUGUUAGAGUCGACCCCGCGAGAUUUGAGAUGGAAGAUAUCCGGAUCGUGUGAACUUCUACAGACUCUCCAAUGACAAAAGACAUAACAACAGGGGAUGAAAUGACACAUCGAGACUUCGCAAGUACACUAACACCAGCAUUGCUCCGUGAGACGCAAGGUGGGAGCAACUUGAUAAAACCAGAAUGGAUGCCAUGGUACCGUGACGCUAUGGACUGAGGUCGGCUCAUGUGAUUCUCGAUGCCGUGAGCUUCGAUAAGGUCUGGCCGUACGAGCUCAGCCACCAGAGCACACUGGGGAUUUUGACGAGAAUUUGCCCUCCCAUAUCAGGACC
Molecule: messenger RNA, 2481 nt
Organism: Durotheca rogersii
Lineage: Eukaryota; Fungi; Ascomycota; Sordariomycetes; Xylariales; Xylariaceae
Product: HET-domain-containing protein
Exons: 1
Coding region: 192-2201 (669 amino acids)
Source: RefSeq, a predicted model, not a curated record